Apiotrichum porosum is the source of this 381-nucleotide messenger RNA. RefSeq lists its product as uncharacterized. The record is from RefSeq and is a predicted model, not a curated record. The transcript has a single exon. The coding region runs from base 1 to 381 and encodes 126 amino acids. NCBI's taxonomy places the organism in Eukaryota, Fungi, Basidiomycota, Tremellomycetes, Trichosporonales, Trichosporonaceae.
AUGCCCGUCCGCCCCACCACCAACAGCAACUCGGCACCAACCUCGGCGUCGGCGACAGGCACACGCAACUCGCCCGCCAGGGAGUACCCUCCCGAGACGUACGAGUCGGCUGUCGAGGAGCUCGAGCCCGAACCCCUGCCUCUGCCCUCGUCAAGCAGGAUCGCAGGUGCCGAGCACUUCCGCCGUGGCUCGGCCCCGGCAUUCGGACCCCGCAAGGACCUCCCUUCACCUCCCGUAGGCCCCGUCAUGCCCGACUUCCACGACAUGGUCGACCACCGUCGCCGCGUCAGUGCAGCCAACGCAGACGACGCAGGCGUCGCUACCGUCAAGCGCAAGACCAGCGUCGUCAAGAAGUUCAAGGACCGCGUCGUCAAGGCUUAA